Molecule: messenger RNA, 2877 nt
Organism: Seriola dumerili (greater amberjack)
Lineage: Eukaryota; Metazoa; Chordata; Actinopteri; Carangiformes; Carangidae
Product: retinol dehydrogenase 14-like
Exons: 4
Coding region: 264-1190 (308 amino acids)
Source: RefSeq, a predicted model, not a curated record
GUUUCAGAAUGAAUUGGAGGGGACUGACAAAUUAAGUAGAAUAAUUGUCCAUAUUUCUGUUCAAUUCGUCCGGAAUCAUUUCUCCAAGUUUACCGCAACAACAACCAGAAUGGACGAAUAACAGGGGGGACAAUGACGUUUUUCUUUGUGAACUAGCAAGCUAACAAGCUAGCUAACGUUAGCUCCGGGCUCAGCUAGCCAGCAGCAUCAGUAGCUGCCAAUAAUACAAGACAUUAGCUCUCAAGGUAGUACUCACAGGAAAAAUGUAUUUUCUAUAUACAAUCAUCGCGUCUUUAGUUUCUUUUUUCAUUCUGAAAUGGAUGAAAAAGCGGAAGUAUUGCACAGACCUGAAAAGACUUGAUGGCAAAACAGUUCUUAUUACAGGUGGCAAUUCUGGGAUUGGCAAGGAAACAGCUGUUGCCUUGGCAAUGAGAGGCGCCAGGGUCAUCAUUGCUUGCAGAGACCUGGACAAGGCUGAGAAGGCUGUGAGGGAGAUCAAGUUCAAGAGUCACAGUCUUAACGUCCUCCACAUGGAGCUGGAUCUGGCCAACCUGCGCUCUGUACGGGAAUUCUGCAAGAGCUUCCUUCAGAGAGAGAAGAGACUUGACAUCCUGAUCAAUAAUGCAGCCAUGCCCAGUGUCCUCGACUGGACAGACGACAGCUUUAGCAUGUGUUUUGGCGUCAACCACUUAGGUCACUUCCUCCUCACCAAUCUGCUUCUGCCUCGCCUGAAAGAGUGUGCCCCCAGCCGGGUGGUCACCCUCACAUGCUCCACCUACAAAUACCAGAAGCUGGACUUCCAGGACCUCAACUACAACCUGCUGCCCUUCUUCACCUACUGCCGCAGCAAGCUGGCAAACAUCUACUUCAGCCAGGAACUGGCCCGCAUCACAGAGGGGAAAGAAGUGACCUCCUAUGCUGUGCACCCUGGGUUUGUCCAGAGUGGCUGGACGUGCCACUACUCCGUCCUGUUCCGGAUGCUGAUGAAGGUGAUCAUGUGGAUGUUUUUUGUGCCUUGUGAGACUGGAGCUCAGACUGUCAUCUACUGUGCUGUGUCAGAAGAAGCUGCCAAACACAGCGGGGGUUACUUCGUAGACUGCCGACACUCCACUCUGCGUCCUUUCGCGAGAGACGCUGGCGUGGCAAAAAAGCUGUGGGAAGCCAGUGAGAGACUGGUGAAAAUGGCCUGAUGGUAGAAGCUGCGGAAACAGUUUAGUUCUUUUGGUUUUAUUUAUUGAUUUUUUGAGGUAUUAUUUAUUUUCAAGUUUUUUUAUUACUGUGUUUUUUACAAGUAUUUUUGUUGUACAUCUAAGAUUUAUGUACCUUUAUGUGCUUGUGUAUUUUAAGAAGUAAUGUUUUUUUUCAACAUGAUUUCUUUUGUGGAUCAUCAGUUUUUUAUGCACAAAUAAAAGGACUUUUCUUGGGAUUGUACAUUGUUGUUUAAUUAAAUUAGUUAUUUUUUUCAUACACUUGUUUGUGUAACCUGAACUGACGAGGUGAUUAUUUCCUUUUUACUAAGUAUAUUUGUUGAUUUUUCACUUUAAAAUAUUUUUUUCAGUACACAAUUCUAAGGCUCUAUAUGUGGAAAUUUGCCCUAAAUUCUGUUCAUAAAACAAACAGCAGCAUCUGCUGGUGAGAAAAUGAAAGGUCGGCAGCGAGUUAGUUACUUAGCAAGAAGGGAAGGGAAAUUACUGAACAGAGCUGAGACACAAUUACAGGAAAUAGGAUCUCUCUGAAAAACACUAAAUAGAAGGACUGUUAUCUGUAAUGCAAAGGGACAGGGAUUUGCUGUUAAAGGAUAAUUUACAUUUGAGAGAAAUGGCUGAGAAGAUUGCUCUUGUUGAAAGUUUCCUGAGUUGCCAUGUGUGUUCAGAGACUUUAAGAGAUCCUGUGUCUGUGUCCCAUUUGUAAAAGAAAAUCCUCAAAAGAUUCUCCACUGAUAAACUUUGCACUGAAGGAAGUGGCUGAUUCCUUUGCUGGGAGAAGGAAAUCUGAAUCUCCUGACAGAAAAAGAGGAGCAAAAACUAGAAGUAGUGUGUAGUAAACAUCAAGCUCUCUAUGCUGCAGCCUGGAGAGCUCCUACAUGUUCACCCUGUGGGACGGCCUCAUGACGCAUCGUCUACACUGCCUCCAGGAAGUUGUCUUUAUUCAGUGUGACAACGUUCAACACUUUGGCAGCACCACUCGCCCUCGUCCUGACCAGGUUAUCAUCCUGGUCAAACUUUAACUUAACAUUUUGUACCCUGACCAGGCUGUGUUUCAUGUUAACUGUUUAUUUGCUACUCGUUUUAUGCAAAUCUACUAACCCAAGAGUAUUUGGGAUUCAUUGUUAGACUAUUUCAAUAAGGGAUAUGAGAGAGCGGAGAUUUAAGAGAAGUUGAAUCUUCCAUUUAAUACAACAUCCACCAGAGGACAAAGUGUUAGCAAUGACUUAUGGUUUUAUGGUUUAAUUACUGUUGCUGCAUAGUUUGUUUUUCAUUUCUGUUACACUUGAUAAUCUUUACAAUCCCCAUGUUGUUUAUGAAAAACAUCAGUUAAUGAUAAAAGACUAAUCUUGAGAAUCUGAACACAUCUGGAAAUUUCUUCAAUCCUAAACAAUUCCUCUGUUUUUUUCACAAUAAGAGAUCUGAUUGAAAUUUAGUUUAUUUCUAAUUGUUUGUUGGGAUUUCUAUUGAUUGUUUCCUUGGCAGCAACUAUUCUUUGUGGAUCUGGCGAGCUUUACAGUGAAUGUUGUGCACCAUCCUGGUCAAAGGUCAUGUUUUACAUGGAGGCCAUUUACUGUGAUCUGAACAGACUGCAGCCGUCACGUUUUGCUGUUUCACCUUUUUCACCUCUCAUUCUUCUGUUGGAGAUUGGUCCUAAUCAUGUGUUGUUCAG